AUGGGUAACUCUGCCUCCACCGGCUUCGUCUCCUCAACACCGAAGGUCUCGUGGGGCCGACUGACCGAGGACAUGGUGACGCUCAAAGACAGCAUGGCUCAACAGGAAGAGGAUCUGUGGCGAGUGAAAGCCAAAAGAGGCUUGUGCGUGAAGAAGAUCAGCGUCCACCAGAGCGUCCGCUACGUCGACCUCUCACUCCAGGGUCAGGGCGACUUCUCUCCCAGCUCAUGGCCUGGAAGCCUAAACCCCAGCUUCAUCGCCGAACAUGAGACACAUGUUCGGAGUUGGACAGUGACGGCUCCCUCGACUGUGGCGGGUCUGCCAGGGUCUUGUGUGGUCAUCCCCUGCUCUUACAACUACCCCACUGCCCCCGAGACCAUCACGAAAUUCACUGGGAUUUGGAGAGACAAGACCAGUCACGUGGUUUUCCAUCCUGACGGCUCCAAAAUCCAGCAGGGCUUCAAGAAUCGCACGGCGCUGUUAGGAGACGUCAGCCAGAAGAACUGCUCCCUGAAAGUCGAUCCUCUCAGAGAGAGUGACGUGGGGCCCUUUCACUUCAGGAUAGAAAUGGCCGGCUACAACAGUUUCUCUUACCUGGAAAAGGUGGUCUCCAUCAGGAUGCUGAGUCAGCUGAACCCCAUCAGCUUCACCUUGGAAGAGGUGGACAAUAAGACCAUGACGGCGUCCUGCUCGGUGUCUCACUCCUGCCCUGCCUCCCCUCCUGUCUUCACCUGGAGCCACUCUGGACUGCAGCAUUCGUACCCUCACCUGCUUAGUGACGGCCAGUGGACCCUAGCGUCCACGUUGACCUUUCACCCCACCUACGCCGACCACAGACAGACACUGCAGUGCACCGUGACCUACAGAGGAGGGCAGCAGCAGAACGCCUCCAGGAUCCUCGAGGUUAAAUACGCUCCGGUGAAGGUGGUGGUGGAUCAUGUGCCUCAGGUGAGGGAGGGAGACUCGGUGCUGCUGAGGUGCAGCAGUGACGCCAACCCUCCGGCCACUGGCUUCCUCUGGUACAACACCAGCGGCGCGCUCCUGGCCAGCGGCAGAAACCACACGCUGGUAAACGUCUCGCGGCACUCCGAGGGCGUCUUCUGCAGCGCCUCCAACGCUGUGGGCAGUGGGAGCUCCAGCGCGGUGCAGCUCAACGUGAUCUAUGCCCCUGAAAUCAAGCCGGUGUCCACGUGCUUCCUGCACGAAAGCAGGGUGAGGUGUGACUGCAUUGUGGAGUCUCACCCCCCCAGCACCGUCCGCUUCCUUGUUUCGGACAAAGUUGUUAGCAGCAAAGUUGAGAGACACGGAGACAUCACCAUAGCAACGCUGCAGACGGAUCUGGAGGCUUCCAGGUCGGUCUCCUGUCAGGCAGAGAACACCAUCGGCCGAAGCAGCGCUCAACUCUCCUCGCCAGAAAACAGAAAGAUGAAGACCAUCUACAUCAUCAUCUUCAUCACAGCAGCCGCCAUCUUUGUUAUCGUCUUCACCGUGGUGCUGAGGAAGUGUCUGAGGAGCUCCACAGAUGCGCCUGCUCUCCAACUCAGCGGCCUCCAGGCUCCGAGGGCAUUGACCACUAACCUCGCCUGCUCCUCAGAAAGCAAACAGGUCUACGACGACGCUCGUAAACCCAGCGUCUCCAGUGAGCCUGUCUAUGGGAACAUGCAGGAGGAGACCUACAUGGAAGCAGAUGACGAUGCAGUAUACGCCAAUGUGUAGGGAAGAUCUUGGAGGAGCAGCACUCUCCGUGGAUCCAUGUCGACUUGAUGCCAUCAGCUAAAACGCUGCCUUCAACUGCUCUGACUCUCCUGAAGGCCACACACAGUGAGAUGAAUCCACUCACUAAAUAUGGAAGUUGUGUGUUGCUGGCGUCAGGAUUUACUGAGAAACCAUUUUUGAACUGAUGCUUUCCAAACUCUUGUUUUGGAAACAGGAAGAGAAACAUGCACACAUGGAUUUGGUGAAUAGAAACCUAAAAUUCACUGCGCAAUAGUUGACAAACAUUCAUGAGCACUUCAUAUUUCUUUCCUCUCCUUUUGGCGUGAAAGUGAUGGAGUGUCGCGUGGGCUGUGUUUGUUGCGUUAGUCUGUGUGUUGUGUGAUCGAAAUAAACAAUUGAAUUCUUUCAUUCAAAUUACAAUCCUGGAAUUCAUUUCAACUUCAUGAAAUAUGGCAGAAACGUCUCAUUUCGAAUAAAUACACGGAGUCAUUGUGUGUAACCCACAAGAGGGAGACGAGCAUCUUUAGAAAAUGAGAGCAAAUGAUAGAGUUCAAUUAUUCUCAUUACUAUUAUCUCAUUCUGAAUCUUGACGCUUCCAUUCUUUCAUAUAAAACCUCUUUGUUCCCGUUUGACUCUUUGCACAUCUCGAUUGUUUUCAUAAGCGUUGCGCAACAGCAACCAUCAUCAAAGAAAUGAGGAAAUGAAUUGCAGAAAAUAAAAGUUGAAAAUGACCCUCAGUGAAUAUGGCUUAAAAAGAAGAAAUUACAUUGUUAUUGCAAUGCAAAUGCAAAAAGUAAAGAUGUAAAAACAAGCUGAACCAGAGUAAAAGAAGAAAAGGAUUUAUCCUUUAUCCUGCUUCUCGCAUCCAUCUGAGAGCUGCUUCCGGUCACUGGACAGACUGUGCCAGACCAGUGACUCUGAGACUCUGAGGCGAGACGGUUCACUGAGCAAGUCAGAGGGCUUUAAUGGAUGCAGAAUAAAACCAAAAGCAGAACAAGAAACCACAGGAAAUGCACUCAAAUCCCUUGGAUUCUCAUCAGGCGACAUGUUUAAGUGAAAUCCACAUUUGCGUAUAUGUGAUCAGUGUGUUCUUCCUUGGGCGCCAUGUGAGUCGCCUGGUUCUGAAAAGAGAAGUGGUUGUGUGAGGAAUGGGCCUCAUGUGGUUCAAUAUCAACUGAGGAGUUUUACAGAAUAGUUGACGUAAACCGGCUCAUCGAGGUUCUUCAUCGCAGGGGGAUCCUUAUCGGACUUCAGUGUUUCAUUUC
This is a messenger RNA of Synchiropus splendidus (mandarinfish), 2981 nucleotides long. Its product is annotated as myelin-associated glycoprotein-like. The record is from RefSeq and is a predicted model, not a curated record. Lineage: Eukaryota; Metazoa; Chordata; Actinopteri; Syngnathiformes; Callionymidae. The transcript is spliced from 9 exons. The coding region runs from base 1 to 1716 and encodes 571 amino acids.